Papilio xuthus (Asian swallowtail) is the source of this 1491-nucleotide messenger RNA. Its product is annotated as transforming growth factor beta-1-induced transcript 1 protein. The transcript is spliced from 7 exons. Gene Ontology annotation, molecular function: muscle alpha-actinin binding; actin binding. Lineage: Eukaryota; Metazoa; Arthropoda; Insecta; Lepidoptera; Papilionidae. Gene Ontology annotation, biological process: heart development; actin cytoskeleton organization; muscle structure development. The record is from RefSeq and is a predicted model, not a curated record. Gene Ontology annotation, cellular component: adherens junction; stress fiber; filamentous actin. Bases 95 to 637 code for a protein of 180 amino acids.
ACAACACGAAGCGAGGCAGCGCGCUCUCAGUCUGAUUCGAAACAGCAGUGAACGCGCGCGUGUUUUAACACUUAAGGACGCAUACUCGGAAACAAUGUCGACAAACGACGCAGGACCAGCCAUUUGCAACAGCUGCAACGCAGUGAUCCAAGGCAGAAUCGUGACUGCACUGAACAAGAAAUGGCAUCCGGAGCACUUCGCGUGCAACACGUGCCGCAAGCCUAUCGACGGCUCAAAGUUCCACCAGCACGACGGCGGUGUUGUCUGCGUGCCAUGCUACGCCCAGCACUACAGCCCGAGGUGCCACGGCUGCGGCGACCCUAUCACAGACCGUGUAAUUCAAGCUCUGGGAGUAUCGUGGCAUUCAAAUCACUUCGUAUGCGGUGGCUGUAGGAAGGAACUUGGUGGUGGUGGCUUCAUGGAACAGGCUGGCAGGCCUUAUUGCUCGGGGUGCUACGCUGAGAAGUUCGCGGCCCGAUGUGCCAGUUGCAGCAAACCUAUCGUGGACAAGGCCAUCAUUGCCCUUAACGCCAAAUGGCAUGGUGCAUGCUUUACUUGCAAGAAAUGCAGGAAUCCAGUGACGGACUCUACUUUCUCGGUAUUGGAUAACAUGCCGCUGUGCGGAAAAUGCGCUUAAACACGCAGACAAACACAUUCACACCCAUCAACAUACGAUGUCUAUUUAAUAUAUAUUUAGUUCACAUACUAAACGCGGCACUCUCUAUUGCCUUUAAUUUAUAUGAAGCUUAAGCGAUACCACUAUACUUAUAUCCUUUACAGUAGGUUUCCGAGACCAAAAUCCUUGUAUAUAACAUACUAGCUGUCGCCAGCGACUCCAUCUAAACAUUCGCAUUUAUAAUAUUAGUAAGUUAAAUAAAAAGCAGCUCUUCAAGGCAUAAAUUCGAAAAAAAAUGAAUAAAUAGUAUCCUAUGUCCGUCUCCUGGCUCUAAGCUACCUCCUCACCAAUUUUCAGGCAUAUCGGUAAAGCCGUUCUUGAGUUAUAAAUAGUGUAACUAACACCACUUUCUUUUAUAUAUAUAUAGAUUAUACCUUUUUUGUCAAAGAUAAUGACAGAAAUGAUAUGUUUUAUACAGAGAUUUUGAUCUCAGGAGCCAACUGUAAAAGUUUGGUUAUAUUUUGUCACAAAAUUAGAAUUCGUACGCAUAAAAAUUCAAAUAAGUGUUUCAACUCACGAAGCGUCAAUAGACUAAUAGUUAAGGGUAUGGAUUUCCGAUCACAAGAUCGGGGUUUCGAACCCCGCCAUUCGACUAUUGUCGUAAACCAUUACUAGCACAAGCCUAGAGCUUAAUUAGAAUGGUAAAAGAAAUAUUAGUAAAUUUCCAAAUAAAAUCUGAUAAUAUUUUUAUAAAAAAAAAAGAAAAAAAGAACUUAUAAAGGAUUUUAGUGCUUAAGCACAAUUUAAUGUUAUUAAGUUUUACCAUCACAUUAGAAUUACGACUCUAUGGAAUAAGCCAUAAGGUAUAUUUUAUU